Molecule: messenger RNA, 5697 nt
Organism: Cygnus olor (mute swan)
Lineage: Eukaryota; Metazoa; Chordata; Aves; Anseriformes; Anatidae
Gene: SEMA3E
Product: semaphorin 3E
Exons: 18
Coding region: 532-2976 (814 amino acids)
Biological process (GO): neural crest cell migration; negative regulation of axon extension involved in axon guidance; axon guidance
Molecular function (GO): semaphorin receptor binding; chemorepellent activity
Source: RefSeq, a predicted model, not a curated record
GUGGAUCCUGCAACUCCAGGAGGGAAUGGCACUUCUUGUUUUUAAUUAGCAAAGGUGAAAGGUGAAUUAAAACUGGCUGUUUGGCAAGUCAGAGCAAGGGGCUGGGUUCUGAAGAGCACCAAGGAGGAGGGUGCUUGCUCCUUUUUUUUUUUUUUUUCCUCUUCCCUUCCUUCUCUGAAUGAAUUGCCUUGCAGGAGGGACUGAAAAUACAGCUUCUUCCUGAAUCCACAGGCAGAGUUGCUAAAGAGAGCUCAAGACACAACACUGCAGAGUAAUGCCUUGGAAUGUCCUCGCACGUUAUAAACAAUUAUCCCAGGGAGGGAAUAUUUUUACAUGACAUUUGCACAGCUUGGCAAACAGCUAGCUGAGGCUGUGUGCUUUUUUGAUGAGCGUUGAAUUUCCCGUAGAGAUACCCCAUAAACUGACCAAAGAGAGAUAUCUAACUGCACUGGGAAAGUAGAAGUGGAACUUGGAGCCUUAAAAAAAACCAAAAACAAACAGCAGCGAUAAAGUGAAGAGCGCAAGAAUUCGAUGUUGGGCAGGAUGGCAUCUGCCCAGGACAUUUUAAUACUGGCAUUCUGUGGCUUGUUACUAGAGUUACCAACGGGAUGUCAUGCAACAGAUACAAGGCAGCCAAGGUUACGUCUGUCACAUAAAGAGCUCUGGGAUUUAAACAGGACGUCAGUCUUUCAUAGCCCAUUUGGAUAUCUUGGCCUUCAUAUAAUGCUGCUGGAUGAGUAUCAAGAGCGACUGUUUGUGGGAGGAAGAGACCUCUUGUAUUCCCUCAGUUUGGACCGAGUCAGUGACAACUAUCGAGAGAUUCACUGGCCUAGUACACCUCUUCAGGCAGAAGAGUGCAUAAUUAAAGGAAGAGAUGCUGAUGAAUGUGCGAAUUAUGUCCGUGUCCUUCACCCAUACAACAGAACACAUCUCCUGGCUUGUGGAACAGGAGCUUUUGAUCCACUCUGUACCUUUAUUAGGGUUGGGCAUCCAUCAGAGAAGUUACAAAUAAGGAAAAAUUUGACUGCUGAUUCUGAAGACAGAACUAAGCUGGAGUUUCCAAAAGAGCAUACUACAAAAGAGCAUACUCCAACAAAACAUAAGGAUCAUCUGUUUCAACUGGAAUCGCACAAAUUUGAGAGAGGACGAGGCAGGUGCCCUUUUGACCCCAGUUCUUCCUUCACCUCCAUCUUAAUUGGUGGUGAACUUUUUACUGGUCUCUACAGUGACUAUUGGGGAAGAGAUGCGGCUGUCUUUCGCACCAUGAAUCGUAUGGCACAUCUCCGAACUGAACCUGAUAGUGAGCGCCUGUUAAAAGAACCAAAGUUUGUUGGCUCAUACAUGAUUCCUGACAAUGAAGACCACGAUGAUAACAAAGUAUAUUUCUUCUUUACUGAAAAAGCAUUAGAGGCUGAGACAAGCAGUCAUGCCAUUUAUACCAGAGUGGGACGUGUGUGUGCGAACGAUAUGGGAGGACAACGAAUGCUCGUGAAUAAAUGGAGCACUUUCCUGAAAACCAGAUUAGUUUGCUCUGUGCCUGGGAGAAAUGGAAUUGAUACACAUUUUGAUGAAUUAGAGGAUGUGUUUUUGCUGCAAACUCGUGAUAACAAAAAUCCAGUGAUAUUUGGCCUCUUCAACACUACAAGCAAUAUAUUUAGAGGGUAUGCUGUAUGUGUUUACCACAUGGCAAGUGUCCGAGCAGCUUUCAAUGGACCAUAUGCUCAUAAAGAAGGACCUGAAUACCACUGGGCUCUGUACGAAGGGAAAGUACCUUAUCCUAGACCUGGUUCAUGUGCCAGCAAAGUGAAUGGAGGUCUGUACACUACCACCAAAGACUAUCCUGAUGAAGCUGUCCAUUUUGCCAGGAGUCAUCCACUGAUGUAUCAGCCCAUCAAGCCUUUUCAUAAAAGACCAAUACUAGUCAAAACAGAUGGGAAGUACAAUCUUAAACAAAUAGCGGUGGACAGAGUAGAAGCUGAAGAUGGGCAAUAUGAUGUCUUGUUCAUUGGCACAGAUAAUGGAAUUGUGCUGAAAGUCAUUACAAUUUACAAUCAAGAGGCAGAAUCAAUGGAAGAAGUGAUUCUUGAAGAGCUACAAGUAUUCAAGGUGCCAGUUCCCAUAAUUUCUAUGGAAAUCUCAUCAAAAAGGCAACAACUCUACAUUGGAUCUGAGUCAGUCAUAGCACAAGUGAAGUUCCACCAGUGUGACAUGUAUGGCACAGCCUGUGCUGACUGCUGCCUGGCUCGAGAUCCUUACUGUGCUUGGGAUGGCAUCUCCUGCUCCCGGUACUAUCCCACAGGAAUGCAGGCAAAGAGACGUUUCCGCAGACAAGAUGUUCGACAUGGAAAUGCAGCUCAGCAGUGCUUUGGCCAGCAAUUCAUUGGAGAAGUUCUGGAGAAGACUGAGGAGCGAUUGGUUUAUGGAAUAGAGUACAACAGCACCCUACUGGAGUGCACACCUCGGACCUUACAAGCGAAAGUAAUCUGGCUUGUCCAGCGAGCCCAUGAAACUAAGAAGGAAGAGGUGAGGACAGAUGACAGAACAAUCAAAAUGGACCUUGGUCUGUUAUUCCUGAAGUUGCAUCGCCUAGAUGCAGGGAUCUAUUUUUGUCAGACAGUGGAACACAGCAUCGUUCACACUGUAAGGAAAAUCACCCUGGAAAUAGUUGAAGAAGAACGUGUAGAAGAAAUGUUCAAUAAAGACUACGAGGAGGAGAUACCUCACAAAAUGCCGUGCCCAAUGCAGAGCAACAUACCUCAAGCAUCAAAGCCAUGGUACAAGGAAUUUCUUCAACUGAUAGGUUACAGCAACUUCCAGAGGGUGGAGGAAUACUGUGAGAAAGUCUGGUGUACAGAUAAGAAGAGAAAAAAGCUGAAAAUGUCUCCAUCCAAGUGGAAAUACACCAACCCUCAGGAGAAGAAGGCAAGGAUCAGGCCAGAACAUUACCGACUGCCCAGGAACAUAGCUGACUCUUGAUGGACAAAAUCCACCUGAUGUUUCUGGGCAAAAUUUUAUUUGAACUUAAGUAAGAGGGAGAAAUCAGUCUUGGUUUUGGUAAUUGAAACAGGUUUAUAUAUAUAAAUAUCAGGACUGAAAACAAAAAUGCUAUGCUAAGUUAUACUGUACACUCAUGAUGACUGUUUAGAAGAAUUUUACACAAAAUCUUCUUAACUAUCUGUUUCUAAGUAGGUCAAUGCAAUCAGAGUUGUGCAUUAAGGAGGGCGUGACAAUCUUCAGACUUUGAGUGCUAGAAUCACUUUCCUGUGUGGACCAUGCUUGCUCUGUAUAUUGUUGCAUAUGAUGGCAUAUUUAAGCAAAUUCAAAUAGCUAAGCAUUCACAAGUGGAUGAAAAAUAUAACAUAUCUUUUCUUGGUUUCACAAGUAUCUCAUGCUUCUGAAAGCAGCACAUCUUAAGAUCUCUCAUUUUGAUUGUGACCUGUCUGAAUUUAUCACUGAGAACAGUGAGAUGUGUUAAUAUGGUGUCCUGCUAUUUCUAAAGAUAAUGAAGGGAAACCCUAUUUACUUCCCAGCAGUAUUUGUCUCAUCAGUCAUUUAUGAAGUGCAGUGUACUGUCACAGCUAAAUAAUAUUGCCUAGUAACCUAAUGUAAGUCAAAUGCAUGUUCAGAACACAAACAGAAUGAAAUUCUUCAACGCUUUUAUAUAAAAUGUUGGAAUAAUGGUAUAGAUAGAAAACAAUUCUAUCUUGUCUCUAGUAACAGUUAUUUCCUUAAUAACGACAAGAAUUAAGAGAGUGCCCUCUUGUGGCAAAACAAAGCAAAUCUGAUAUCAGUUUCUCAAGAAAUGUGUACAGCUAAGUAUUACCCAGACCCACAGCUGGUUUGUUUUCAGCACACACGUCUAGUCAGUAUGUGCUAAACACACAAUAAAUAGAAGGUAGAGUUGGAAGUCAGUUAUGCUGGACAGACAAUAUUUUAAGUAAUGCUUUAUGUUGUUAAUGUGCUUUGGAGGUAAAAUGCAGUAAUGAAAAUUUAGGAAGUAGAUUGAAACAAGAACAGCAUUAUAUAGCUGUGUUUCUAUAGUUUCACAGCCUGAUCCAGAUAAAUAUUUUCCUGAUAUGUGCUCUCUGGUUAAAAGAGCUGUUUUGCUGCUCUUGUGCGUGAUAUCAGGAGUGGAGAUCAAAGAAGUAAAUAACUUCUAAUCGAGGACUUUCGAUACUUUUUUUUAAAUUUUAUUUUUUAUUUUUUUUGAAAAAUUAUUUUUCUUUGAGUACGAGAAACCAGAUUCAGGAAAUGCAGAAAACCUAGCAGUUUACUACUUGGAAAACCUGAUAUUACAAAAUCAGCUGGAAAUAAAUAAUACUAAUAAUGAUAAUAAUAAAAAGAUAGGGAAGUUAAAAACACAAGUGAGUCAUAAAUGAGCUAACUCCUCAAAUAAGAACAUGAUGCCAGUAAAGUAAAUAGCCAAGCUGAUAUAGAUUUUGAUGCUGCCAAGAAAAUAUGCAAGGAAUUCACCAGCCACGAAGAAUUUAAUGUCCAGGUUCAACGUUUAAUCAGGAAACAGAAUUUGGAAUUAAUGGGACUUAACAUCCUGGAGAAUAGAGAUUUGCUAGGUUUGCUAUGCUAACAAACCUAGCAAUGGAUGCUGAAGUAAUAUUCUCCAAACAGACUGGGUCUUACAGAUGGACCGGGGAGCUUUGCUGUGCUCCUCUGGGAGCAGAGACUGUUCCUGGGUUUGAAAUGAGCCUGUGUGCACACUGUCAGCAACUGGAGUACACGAAAAACCAGGUUUCACACUGUGUCCAUAGAAGAGCAGAUUAAACCCUUCCAUUAGCCAGUUAUGUUACGGAAAACUUUGCACUUCAUUUAGCUAGAAUGCCUGUCUGAGAGAUGGGAAUGGACACUGUUCACAGCCUUGCAUGAAUUCAUAUGUUUGCUACCUUUGAUCUGAUAUGGGAGACCGGAUAAAAUCACUCUUCUGUGACAGUUUAAUAGAACAUAGCUGAAGUUAGAAUUGUCUGUUUGUUUACAGCUACAUGGAAAGUACUAACACUGAAGGCUAUAGCAGAGAGAACAUGUAGAAUAAGCAUCCCUAAUUUAUACCUCUGUUCAAUUCACCCUGGCAUCCCUGUCUGGAAAACUGCUAAAACAUCACUGAAAUACUCUUUUGAUAAAUUACAGAGUCCACUUCUUUUCAACAGUAAUAGGAGUUAUAUAUUACUUUUUUUUUUUGAUUCAUUUGUUAGUAUCUAGUGCCAAAUGUACCAUUAAUGGACUAUGAGAAAAGAAUGACAGCAUCUCAGCCUGAUGGAACAAAUAUAACUUUAUGUCUCAUUCUCUGAGAUUUCAGGUAAAAAUCAUGUGAUAUGCAAAUCAGGAUUCCUGAUUUAAUAUGAGUGUGUAUUUUUAGCUCCCCAUCCCUUUAGUGGUUAUAUGUGGAGAAUUCCAUUACAUUUUUAUUAAAAGAAUAAAUUCCUAACUCACACCUUGCAACUUCCAUUGUUGCAGUGACUGAGAAUUUGUAACUACAAUGUCUUGUUCAGAGUGCUACAACAUCUAUAGAAGAAGACAAAGACUGACAAUAAUGUAUUUUGGAAGGAUACGCACAAAUGUGCUCGUACACUUACAACGUUAUUUAAAAUGCUUCUUUGUAUAUAUGGGGGGCAUUGUCUACUUCUUUUCAUUAUGACUUUGAUGUAUUUUGUAUGUGCAUGAAGUGGUCAAAUUAUAAAUAUAAUU